GAGAGGGGGGUGUCCAAAGAGGAAAACCCUCUCCCUUUAAGAGCAAGUGGGACAUAGCGGUGCGAGAAAAGGAGAGGAGGGGGAGAAGAAAGAGGAAUUAAAAAAGAAAAGGAAGAAAGAGACAGGGAGGGAGGAGGGAGAGCGGGCGAUAAAAAAAGAAAGAUGACAUCCUCGCAGCUGAGCGGCCGAGGUGGAGCGAUAGGCUGCGGCCGGCCGAGAGCGCCUCUCUCCGGGGUCAGAGCGUGAACCAACAGCGAGGCUUCGACAAACACCCGAUUGGCCUAUUGGGGGGAAAUCGGAAAAAAUAGAUUCAUAAAUUAAAAACAAAGCAUGACCUGCUGUGCUGCCAGAUACGUGUGUUAUAACCCAUUUUUGUUCUCUUGCGUAAAAAACAUUUAUUUUAGUAUGUUUUUAGCGGAAGUGUGAUAGUGUAAUAUGCGAUUUUUGUUGUUUUUACCAAGCAGUUUUGUUGUGUGCGUUUUAGUGAGGUUAGUGUGCAGGGGAAUUAAAGUUAGAAACCAAAGUGACAAGAGAAACAGGCCAUUGGACCUGGCCUGCUCCACUACUGCCUGUGUGCUGCAGCCUGCGUUAGUCAACAGCUGCGUGCAUUUUAAUGGACAGCAUUAGGCUACCUCAAUGAGAAAAACAUAUUUUUGCAGACGACUUUAUUCACGUUUUUCACGCAAAUCCAGAAGCCCGUGGUUUCUGCUGCAGAACAGGCGACUGUGUGCGCCUCGAUCUCCGGUGGGCCGAUCAAAACCAUGCAAAGGCAGCCCUGCCCGAUCUCAAUCAGGACUUUAUAAUCUCCAUCGCUGUGGCGCAAAAUGGAUGCUGCUUGGAGCAAUUUUCUCUUCCAGAAUACUCCCACCCAAAACCAAGUGGAGGGGAGCCUCCAAUCAGAGCUCAUGCAAGUGCAUACGAGUUCUCCCCAAACCCCACCCACAGAGCACAUAGCACAGCCUCCUUCAACUGUGGACACUGCUGCUCUCAAUGAGGAACCCCUGCCUGGUGAGGGACACUGCACUGCAUCCUACACCUAUGGAGCUGAAAACAUGAAGCCUGUGUCCCGGCCGGGCCGCGUGCCCCACAUCUGUGCCAUCUGCAACAAGCAGUUCAAGAACAACUACAACCUGCGGCGGCACCAGUCGGUCCACACCGGGGUACGCAUGAAGGACAGGGCCAGAGAGCAGGCGGAGGGGGCAAAGGAGGGAGCCGCGGGCCAGGGGGCGGCGGUGGCCCCGUCGGCGAUGUCGGUGGGGGCCGGAGGGAGGGUGGAGAGGCCCACUGUUCCCCUCUCCCUGCUACACCUCUCCUCACCUCCCCCUCUCGCCCCUCCCGGCGUGCUGGCGGGGACCCUGCAGCCCCAGCUGGGUAGUCAGGAUGGUGAAGGGGGGGCCAUGGCUAACGUAAUGGCUAGUGUUAACCCCCACGCUCCGCCUCCUGCUGCUGUCGUCAUGGCCACAGGGGCGACAGUACAGCGACCCGCAAAUCCAAACCCAAACCCGGUGAGGAAGAACCACGCCUGCGAGACGUGCGGGAAGGCUUUCCGAGACGUUUACCACCUCAACCGCCACCGCCUGUCCCACUCUGACGAGAAGCCGUUCUCCUGUCCUAUCUGCCAGCAGCGCUUCAAGAGGAAGGACCGCAUGAGCCACCACGUGCGAUCCCACCAGGGAGGCGUGGAAAAACCCUACGUCUGCCCCCACUGUGGCAAAGCUUUCUCUAGGCCUGACCAUCUGAACAGUCACGUCAGACAGGUGCAUUCCUCGGAGCGACCCUUCAAAUGCCCGACCUGUGAGUCCAGCUUUGCCACGAAGGAUCGUUUGCGUGCGCACAUGAUCCGUCAUGAGGAGAAGGUCCCCUGCCACAUCUGUGGCAAGCUCCUGUCCGCUGCAUACAUCACAGAUCACAUGAGGGUGCACAACCAGUCCCAGCACCACGCGUGCCAUCUCUGUAACCGUAGCUUCACCACGCUGACCUACCUUCGAGUCCACGCCCAGAAGCAUCACGGCCAGGAGUGGAAAGACAGUCCGGGGGGCUUCGGCGGCACGUCCUCCGGCGGCAUUCUCGUCUGCCACUUGUGCGGCGUCCACUGCAAGACCCCCACCCAGCUCCAAGGGCAUAUGGGCACCCAUAGCAACAGCCAGGGUGCCCCGAGCCCCAUCAACUCUAAUGUGGGGGCCAGCAGCUCCGUCUCCCUUAGCAACAUGGUGACGGCUCCAACUGUUUAUGUCACUGGCAACACGGUGGUGGACCUGCUUGUCACAGACUGCUCGAGCAUCGCAGCGCCACAGUCCCACAGUUAGCAGCAAUAAUAACCUCAAACCUUUAACAGAGGGCAGGGUUGGAGAAGGUCAAAGUUACAGGUACAGUGGUGUGCAAAAGUGCUUGCCCCCUUCCUGAUUUCUUAUUUUCUUGCAUGUUUGUCACACUUAAUUGUUUCAGAUCAUCAAACUAAUUUAAAUAUUAGACAAAGAAGAAGAACAAAAUGCAGUUUUUAAAUGAAGGUGUUUAUUAUUAAGGGAAAAAGAAAAUCCAAACCCCUGUGUGAAAAAGUGAUUGCCCCCUAAACCUAAUAACUGGUUGGGCCACCCUCAGGACCAACAACUGCAAUCAAGCGUUUGCGAUACCUGGCAAUGAGUCUUUUACAGCGCUCAUUUUGUUUUUCUUAAGCCAUUCAGAGGUGGACUUGCUGGUGUGUUUUGGAUCAUUGUCCUGCUGCAGAAUCCAAGUGCGCUUCAGCUUGAGGUCACGGAACAGAUGGCUGGACAUUCUCCUUCAGGAUCUUUUGGUAGACAUCCGAAUUCAUGAUUCUAUUUACCACAGCAAGUCUUCCAGGUCCUGAAGCAGCAAAACAGCCCCAGACCAUCACACCACCACCACCAUAUUUUACUGUUGGUAUGAUGUUCCUUUUCUGAAUUGCUGUGUUACUUUCACGCCAGAUGUAAUGGGGCACACACCUUCCAAAAAGUUGAACUUUUGUCUCGUCAAUCCACAGAGUAUUUUUCCCAAAAGUCUUGGGGAUCAUCAAGAUGUUUUCUGGCAACACUGAGACGAGCUUUUAUGUUCUUUUUGGUCAGCAGUGGUUUUUUUAUUCUUGGAACUCUGCCAUGCAGGUCAUUUUUGCCCAGUCUCUUUCUUAUGGUGGAGUCGUGAACACUGACCUUAACUGAGGCAAGUGAGGCCUGCAGUUCUUUGGAUGUUGUUGUGGGGUCUAGUGUAACCUCUUGGACGAGUCGUCGCUGCGCUCUUGGGGUAAUUUUGGUCCGCUGGCCACUCCGGGGAAGGUUCACCACGGUUCCAUGUGUUCGCCCUUUUUGGAUAAUGGCUCUCACUGUGGUUCGCUGGAGUCCCAAAGCUUUAGAAAUUGCUUCUCCAGACUGAUAAAUCUCAAUUACCUUGUUUCUCAUUUGUUCCGGAAUUUCUUUGGAUCGCUGCAUGAUGUGUAGCUUUUGAGGAUCUUUUUGGUCUACUUCACUUUGUCAGGCAGGUCCUAUGUAAGUGAUUUCUCGAUUGAGAAAAGGUGUGGCAGUAAUCAGGCCUGGGUGUGGCUAGAGAAAUUGAACUCAGCUUUCCAAAGAUGUGAUAAACCACAGAUAAUUUAUGUUUUAACAGGGGGGGGGGCAAUCACUUUGUCACACAGGGCCAUGUAGGUUUGAAUCUUUUUCCCCUUAAUAAUAAAAACCUUCCUUUAAAACCUGCAUUUUGUGUUUACUUGUGUUAUCUUUGUCUAAUAUUUAAAUUAGUUUGAUGAUCUGAAACAUUUAAGUGUGACAAAUAAGAAAUCAGAAAGGGGGCAAACACUUUUGCACACCACUGUAGAUGUUUGUAAUGUCCCCACUCAUAGGUAAGGAUUAAAAGGUAGGGGGGAUUAACUCCAGUCAAGGGCAGUAUCACCUCAGAGCUUUAGAGCAUUUGAGGAAAAUGAACUGUAUUAAUAGCAAUGAAGUCACAAAACAAAUAGACCUUUGUGGCCGUAGCAAGGUUCAUUGACACUAACGACAAACAUGGAUGUGUUGUCCAAGUAUUCCUGGGUGCUCUUGGGCUUUUAAGACUCCAAUGAAACUGUGGUAUUGUGAGCAUCUACUGUAUUACUCUCUCCUCUCUGCCCCCCCCCCCCCCCCCCCUCUUUGUCCCUUUCCCUAAACCCUGGCAUUGGCUGCUCUCUGCAAGUGCACCAAGUACUGUAUAUGUCACACCAGCUCUGAUCUUACCUCCAUUUUGCAGCUCACUUACUAAGAAUCCAAAUGGCUUGCGUUAAGAAGUAGUAUGGAGAGAAUAGCUCUCGUAACAAACAAACAAACCAGUAGAAAGAAAAGUUGUGUGUUUGGGUGUGUAAGUCAGGGUUCGCCUAGCAUGCUAGCUUGUUUGUUCACAAAAACUAAAAAAAAUCAACAUUUGAUUUUGCUAAUCUGCAAUGGCAGAUUAUUAAGUCACUAGAGGGCUCAGGACAGGAGGCCAUACGUGUUGCGGUGGGUAUGGAAUCGUGGGAUGUACUUGUUCAUUUGUUUCUUAAAGGUACAGAGAUAAGAAUAGGGUUUACGUUCAGGAGUGUCAAGCACCUUAAAUCGUUAUUGUUUGAUUCAGUGAGGAUCAAAAUGGGUUUGAGAUUUCUUGGAUUUUCUUGCUCUUGAGUCUUCCUCUCUGGGUCUGGCCAUUAAAAUAAAAUAAAAAGACAAAAAAAGAAACUGCUAACCAACACUUCAGCUUCUGACAUGGCAAUUCUUGCACCAGAAAACUACCUUUUGCAUGAGAAUAAGCUAGCUCAGUCAUGCUUAUUAUUAGGGAGCUGUCAUGACAAAAUAAACUUUUUUGCAGUUCCACCUAGUUGGCUGUCAAACAAUAAUAUUUAUAAAAGUGUUGAUUUUUAUUCAGAGCAUUUUAACAUUGUCGGCCAUUCAUUUGAUUGUAACUGUCAUUGCCAUAGUCCGUUUAGUUUUCUCUAUGUCCAAUGAGUGAAACUUAUGCAUUAGGUGUAGUCAUUUAACUCUGUAUAGCACAUAACGCUCUGAACGCAAGUCAUUAUCGUUCUACAUUAAUCAUGUAAAGAAUGGUCAUUUGUCUUUGGUUGCUUUGAGUUGUAUUGUGAGUGACGUGGUGUUGAGGAAAGGGCUUCUAAAGUCAAAAGUACAACGCGAGUUCGAUAACACCACUUGGUAUGCUGUAAACUUUUCCUGGUUUUGUACUGGAGUGCUUUUUCAGUUUUGUGUUAUUAUGUUACCUUGAAGUUGUUUCUUUCUUCCUUUUCGUUUUCUUUUGGAAAUGUGUUCUUCCUGUUGAGAAAAAGUAGUGAUUGAUUUCAAAAGUUAAUUUUAGUUUUUCUCCAUCACACUAAGAAAAAAAUAAUACCUCUACCCUAGGAUUCUGUACAGCUCUUGUGAUACAUCUUAAUGCCUUAUCGUACUCAACUGCAUUUUAAUUCUUUUAUGAAGAAAUGUUUCAAAUCUUAGUCAUGAAUUCAUUAAGAAUAUUAAUGGGAUGUAUUUAUAUUUAUAUUUUUAUAUUUCUCAACAGUAUGCAUGUCUAAAAGGUUGUUAGAGCAAAAAAACGACAAUGCUUAAUACAGUCAUAAAUAUUAUGUUAUUUUGUAGAUGAAGUAGAGACCAUGUUAUUAUUUUGUAAUUUGGACAAUUUAAAGUAAAAAGAGUAAACGGG
Eleginops maclovinus (Patagonian blennie) is the source of this 5655-nucleotide messenger RNA. RefSeq names its product MYC-associated zinc finger protein b (purine-binding transcription factor) (gene mazb). The transcript is spliced from 7 exons. The record is from RefSeq and is a predicted model, not a curated record. Gene Ontology annotation, biological process: regulation of transcription by RNA polymerase II. NCBI's taxonomy places the organism in Eukaryota, Metazoa, Chordata, Actinopteri, Perciformes, Eleginopidae. Bases 825 to 2306 code for a protein of 493 amino acids. Gene Ontology annotation, molecular function: RNA polymerase II cis-regulatory region sequence-specific DNA binding; DNA-binding transcription factor activity, RNA polymerase II-specific. Gene Ontology annotation, cellular component: nucleus.